Pectinophora gossypiella (pink bollworm) is the source of this 1417-nucleotide messenger RNA. RefSeq names its product phospholipase A1 VesT1.02-like. The transcript has 2 exons. Bases 142 to 1188 code for a protein of 348 amino acids. NCBI's taxonomy places the organism in Eukaryota, Metazoa, Arthropoda, Insecta, Lepidoptera, Gelechiidae. Gene Ontology annotation, molecular function: lipase activity. The record is from RefSeq and is a predicted model, not a curated record.
UAUAACGCACGUUUACUAAUACAACUCCCAUUCAAAGCAGUGUCAUUCUACACUCAACCGUGGUGUGACAAACAGUGCCGUAUUUAUUGAAUUAUUGAAUUUAUUUCCUUAUUGUAUUGCAUAAGCAAUAAUAUUGUAAACAUGAAGACGUUGUGUGUGUUUGUGAGUUUGUUCGCCUGCGGUUACGGUUGGGGGAGAGGUGACUUGGAGAAAUAUGGACCCUUUCAGUUGGCGUUACGAUCGAAUAUGAUAAAAUGUGACCACAGCAGAGAUCUGAAUUACGACGUGAGCGCAAUCGACGUCUGGUUCUAUGACUGGGAAAAGAACGAAGUCCGAACCUUCAAAAUCAACAAUGCUAGUGAAGGAAUUCUCCAAUACAGAGACCUUGACAAGGUCAAGCAAUUCUUCGUCUUCGUCGGCGGCUUUAAGUCCCACAUAAACAAAAAAACUGAAGCCCAAAUCAGGGAGACCUUUAGGAACUAUCCAAAUAGCUACCUGAUCAUCAUUGACCAUUCUGCCUACACACACGACAAGGACGGUGCUGUCAAAAGUUACGAAAGAUCUGUCAGAUAUGUCCACUACAUCGGGAAAGCAAUAGCUGGUAUGCUGGCAGGUUUGACGAAAGGAGGAAUCUCACCAAAGAGCAUGCGUUGUAUUGGACACAGUUUGGGGAGCCAAAUCUUGGGACAGACUGGAGAAGCAUUCCACAAUAUAACCAGUGCGAAGAUUUCAAGGAUAACAGGUUUGGACCCGGCUGGUCCGUGCUUUUCUAAUAGUUUGACUCAGGAACAGAUAAGGUCUGGAGUAGCUGAGUACGUAGAGGUAUACCAUUGCAACGCAGGUGGUCUCGGAACGACCAGUGUUCUGGCCGAUACAGACUUCUUCGUUAACAAGAAAGGGCAAUCUCAACCUAACUGCAAGACUCCUUUGAUUCCUGGUAUAUUUGACUCUCCUAAAGCUGCUAAAUGUAGCCAUAGAGCCUGUGUGGAUAUCUGGACGUCGACUGUGCAGCGGCCGAAUUGGUUUCCAGCGUACAAAUGUGACUCGUAUAAGCAGUUCAAGGAUGCGAAGUGUUCGCCCAAUGAUAUUACCACUGCUGGGUUCUGGAAUCCUGGUAACGCUACUGGGGUUUAUUACUUCUCAACUGAAGGUUAUGACGUUCCAGCUACUCCAGUUAAACCCCAAUAAUAUUGAAAUGCCACAGUGAGCUUGUUGGUUAUGUUUGCUUGAAAUCGCCGGUGUGGUCGAUGAUUUCCUUCACACAGCGCUAUCGACUUACCAGAAUCGAUUAAUUCUUUCAAAUGUCUCCGAGAAGUCCUCUCAGGCGACUCCCUGAACCGAGGUUCGCAUCGUUAGGUCUGGUGUCUUAAUUUUUUGUAACGAGAGCCCUUAGCGCUCCCAGCGGCCAUGUAGUAAA